AUGAAACGGCAGCCACCGCCGGCGUACGGGGAUGGGAGUAUGAAUCCAUAUGGAGGAGGGAGUGGACAGAGAAUGAGAGGAAAUACAGGGACAAUGAGUAAUAGUUAUGGAGGAGGAGGAGGAGGAAGGCAAGAGGGGUAUUCUAAUGUGGAGGCAGAGCAGCAUCCUGGGUAUAAAUCUUCGAAAGCUGAAGGGCAGUGGCAGUGGGAAAGAGAGUCGCGGAAUGUUCACAAUCAAUUGCCUCCUCAUGGUUUCAGUGAAGGUCAAGGGGGUAACGGAGCAAGAUCUUACUACCAUGGACCGCCACCUGAUCCCAAAAGUGGUUUAGAAAAUCAAUCCAAUAAGGAAGCUAGUAGAAUCCAGCCUCAUGAACAAGAUAUGGAACUUGGAUUUGAGGACAAUUCAUUGCCAAUGUCUUUUGAAGGUCUUGAAAGGAAGUUCUUUGAUGAAGUAAUGAAAUUGGCAAAGGAGCAAAGUGAUGCAGAGGAUGUGGAAAAUGCUAGGCAUAGGGAGAAAAUAAUUGAGAUCAAUACCAGAUACCAGGAGAAACUUUCUGCACUUCGAGUUCAACAAGCCAAUAGAAGAGAAGAGUUUCUUCGUAAGGAAUCACAAGCUCGAUUAAGUCAGUACCAGCAAUCGACCAUGGGCCACUACCCAAACACAGGUUUGCAGGAUACCCGUUGCUAUAGUGUUGCAGCUGCUGCAGGAUCCACCGGUGGCGGAGAAACACAUCGGGGUUAUGCCAGUAGUCAGUUUGAGUCCAACCGCGAACGACCUCAGUAUGGUGCGGGUGGUAGAGCUCAAGGAAAUGAGGGUAGGGUUCCUUACCCCGAGGGCCGUGUUUACAAUAAUGCUGGAACCAGAUAUUACUAGUGAUCAAACUGAAGCUCUUUGCGAGGUUGGCUACAUCUGUAAAAAACAAAAUGAGUUUAAUUCUGAUUGUUCCCUUUUUCAUCUCUUCUGUUACUAAAUCUUGUUGCUGCAUUGAUUUUUGUUUAGUAAUGUAGGAUUGCUAAUCCCCCUACUUCAAAGGGAUUUAUAGUGCUUUGCAUUUUGUGCUUGUCGUUUUACACCACCAAAAUCCCUGCCUGCCAGUAAUUUUAUUUGUAUCAUUUUUUA
Messenger RNA from Populus trichocarpa (black cottonwood), 1119 nucleotides. RefSeq lists its product as uncharacterized. NCBI's taxonomy places the organism in Eukaryota, Viridiplantae, Streptophyta, Magnoliopsida, Malpighiales, Salicaceae. The record is from RefSeq and is a predicted model, not a curated record. The transcript has 3 exons. The coding region runs from base 1 to 873 and encodes 290 amino acids.